Messenger RNA from Sceloporus undulatus (fence lizard), 9704 nucleotides. RefSeq names its product laminin subunit beta-4-like. The transcript is spliced from 35 exons. Lineage: Eukaryota; Metazoa; Chordata; Lepidosauria; Squamata; Phrynosomatidae. The record is from RefSeq and is a predicted model, not a curated record. Gene Ontology annotation, cellular component: laminin trimer. Gene Ontology annotation, biological process: basement membrane assembly; substrate adhesion-dependent cell spreading; cell migration. Bases 182 to 5755 code for a protein of 1857 amino acids.
GCUGGGUUAUUUUUACCCAUUGCUAGUUAAGUUUGCACGGCCGGAGUUCUCACGCCGGCUGGACAGCAGCACAUUGGGACACCUCAACUGGGCAAGAGGGGACUUCCUUAGUGAUUUGUGAGUGCAGGUGUGGCGAGAAGAGGACAUUUCCUUGCUCUUUCCACUAAAUCCCACCUGCCUCAUGCCCCAGCUUGAAGUGGCAGAUGAAGCAGGACCUGACAGGGCCAGGAGAGCCCCAAGUUUGAAGUUGAAAGGCUCCAUGUUGCCAAUGGUACUGCUGCUCCACUUGCUUCUGGGAGUCCAGAUAGCUGAGGCUCAAGACACAGAAGAGCCUGAUUUGUUGUAUCAUGGCUGUUUGGAGGGGAGCUGCUAUCCAGCCACAGGGAAUCUUCUCAUUGGGAGGACCCAGAGCCUGAGUGUUACCUCAACAUGUGGCCUGGAAGGCCCACAGGAGUACUGCAUUGUCAGCCAUCUACAGGACUCUGAGAAAUGCUUCACCUGUGACUCACGCUCACCGUCCCAGCGUGAAAGCCACCGCAUUGAGAACGUCAUCUACCUGAGUGGCCAGGAUGGAGAGCAGACCUGGUGGCAGUCUGAGAAUGGUGUUGAACAGGUCAGCAUCCGUUUGGACCUGGAAGCUGAGUUCCAUUUUACUCACCUGAUAAUGAAGUUUAAGACAUUCCGCCCAGCUGCUAUGUUGAUUGAACGGUCAUCAGAUUUUGGACGCAGCUGGAAGGUUUAUCGCUAUUUUGCCUUCAACUGCUCCAAGCUUUUCCCUGGCAUCUCUACUCAGAUCCCAACACAUGUCAACCAGGCAGUCUGUGACCAGCGGUACUCAGAGAUUGAGCCCUCCAGUCAUGGUGAGGUGAUUUUCAAAGUGCUGGACCCAGCUAUAAAAGUAGAGGACCCCUACAGCCAGGAAAUCCAAGAUUUGUUACGUGUUACUAAUUUGCGGGUGAACUUCACAAAGCUGCACACUCUGGGUGACAACCUCCUGGACUCGCGACAUCAGGUGCUUCAGAAAUACUACUAUGCUGUGUAUGAGAUGGUGCUGCGUGGAAGCUGCUUCUGCUAUGGACAUGCCUCUGAGUGUGCUCCUCUGGCUGGAGAUUCAAGCAGAGUUGAGGGCAUGAUUCAUGGGCAAUGUAUCUGCAAGCACCACACCAAGGGCCUCAACUGCGAGCUCUGCAAGGACUUUUACCAGGAGUUGCCAUGGAGACCGGCUGAGGCCCACAAUUCGCACACGUGCAAAGAGUGCAACUGCAAUGAACACUCACAUCGGUGCCAUUUUGACAUGGCCGUGUACCUGGCCACAGGCAAUACCAGUGGUGGGGUCUGUGAUGAGUGUCAGCACAACACUAUGGGGCGCCACUGCCAACUCUGCAAGCCCUUCUACUACCGCAACCCACUGGCUGACAUUCGUGCAAGUACUGCAUGCAUCCCCUGUGACUGUGACCCGGUGGGUUCUUUGGAUGGUGGAGUGUGUGACAGUCAUACAGACAUGACACUGAGCAUGAUCGCGGGGCAAUGCCGCUGCAAAGAGAACGUCAAAGGCGUGCGCUGUGACAGCUGUAAAGAAGCUUUCUAUGGACUGAGCCGGAACGACCCUCUGGGGUGCCAACCCUGCAGGUGUGACCCUCGUGGGAUCAUUGCAGGUAAUAGCCCCUGUGACCACAUCAGUGGUGAUUGCUAUUGUAAGCGUUUCGUCACAGGGCGAUACUGCAACCAGUGUCUGCCUGAAUAUUGGGGUCUGAGCUACGACAUGACUGGCUGCAGGAGCUGUGCUUGUGAUUUUGGAGGUGCCUACAGCAAUAGAUGCUCUAUGGAUGAUGGACAGUGCCCCUGUCGGCCUCACCUCAUGGCGCGUCAGUGUGAUGAUGUGCAACCUGGGUAUUUCUGCAUGCCCUUGGACUACUAUAUGUAUGAAGCUGAGGAUGCCACAGGUCUUUCACCAACUCAUCAGGGUUUACCGGGUGCUUUGCGGCCUGAGGCCCCAGUAGAUUGUGUGGAGUAUUAUAAUGGAGUCCACAACGGGCGGAAAGUGAGGCUGCGACGCCAGCAUAGCACAGUAAGACUCUUACAGCAGCGAGGAGCACUUCGGCGAGCCCGGCAGCUUCAGCAAAAGCCCGAUGUGGAAGUCAUGCAGCGUGAGCAUACAGGUCACAUGAUUACGUGGACCGGACCGGGCUUUGCUCGUGUACGGGAUGGGGCUGGUUUAUCGUUCCGUAUUGGCAAUAUUCCCUACCCCAUGGACUAUGACAUCCUGUUACGCUAUGAACCUGAGUCCACAGAGGAUUGGGAAGCUGUCAUUAGUGUCAGCUCACAGGCUUUACCUAUGAGCCCACGUUGUGGCAAUGUGCUGCCCUCUGAGCAGAUGUAUCGAGAGAGUCUGCCACACAGUUCCAGGUAUGUGCUCCUACCACGGCCUUUCUGCUUUGAGCCUAGGAACCAUUAUGAGAUCACUGUGCGGUUCCAGCGGGCAGGUGUGGCACAACGCCAUCCCGCAGCCUUCCUCCUUGUUGACUCGCUGGUUCUUUUGCCACGUGUGACAGAGCUGCCUGGUCUCCAUGGCAAAGAUCCAGCAGCAGUGGAGCGUCGUGAGGCCCUGGAGCGAUACACCUGCCUGGAGGCAUUUCGCAUGGCCACCAUGCCUGACCUGGCUGAGACUUGCGCCCAUCUCCUGUGCAGCAUCUCUGCUCUGAUGCAUGAUGGGGCUCUGCACUGCCAGUGUGACCCGCAGGGCUCUACCAGCAGUGUCUGCCAGAAACUAGGAGGGCAAUGUCAAUGUAAACCCAAUGUGAUUGGUCGACGCUGUGACCAGUGUGUCCCAGGCACCUAUGGAUUUGGACCAUAUGGCUGCAUUCCUUGUGCCUGUUCCCCUGAGGGUUCUGCCUCCAAAAUCUGUGAACCAAUAAGUGGACAGUGCCGGUGCCAGCAUGGAGCUGUGGGACGCCAAUGUGAUCAGUGCCCACCAGGCCAAUGGGGCUUCCCAAGUUGCCGGCCUUGUCACUGCAAUGGGCACUCUGAGGAAUGCGACCUAUAUACAGGAGCCUGCCACAACUGCCGUGAUUACACAGCUGGCCGCCAUUGUGAGAGGUGCUUGGAUGGUUACUACGGAGAUCCAGUCUUGGGCUCAGGACAACAAUGUCGGCCAUGCCCUUGUCCUGGAUAUCCAGGAUCUCGGCACUAUCAUGGCAUCUCCUGUAGUGCAGAUAGGGAGACCAACCAGAUUGUUUGUCUCUGUGCUCCAGGCUAUACAGGGCUACGUUGUGACCGUUGCUCACCGGGCUAUUUUGGAGCUCCCGAGCAGGAAGGUGGAGCCUGUCGCCCUUGUCAGUGCAAUAACAACAUUGAUACCAGUGAUCCUGAGGCCUGCGAUCCACACACUGGACAAUGUCUGCGCUGCCUUUACCACACCAGUGGACCCCACUGUGCUGAAUGCCAGCCUGGAUAUUAUGGCAGUGCCUUCCAGCGCAGCUGCCGACGCUGUACAUGUAAUGAGGAGGGCACUCUGCCUACGCAUUGCUCCAAAGGCAUCUGCCACUGUGAUCGGACUACGGGCAACUGCCCCUGCCGUGCCAAUGUGGUGGACAAGAACUGCGACAGGUGUGCCCAAAACUUCUGGGGCUUUGGCAGCGACUUGGGGUGUCAGCCGUGCGACUGUGAUCCUGCUCAUUCAUUACGUUCAGACUGCAACAUGUUCACAGGGCAGUGCCACUGUCAGCCAGGCUUUGGGGGACGUGUUUGCUCCCACUGCCAAGAAGAUCACUGGGGUGAUCCCGAACAGGAAUGUCUGCCCUGUGAAUGUGAUCUAGCUGGAUCUGAGAGCCCUCAGUGUGACCGUCUCACUGGACACUGUCUGUGCCGAGAGGGAUUUAUGGGGCGGCGAUGUGACCAGUGCCAGCGUGGCUUCCAACAGAACUUUCCUCGCUGUUCUCCCUGCCAUCCUUGCUUUGGCCAAUGGGAUGAGGUGCUGGGGCAACUCUGGGAACAGUUGCGACGGCUACAGAAUGCAGUACAGGCCCUGAAAGAAGGUGGCCCCAUACCUGAAGCCAGCCACCGUCGUAUGCUCAGCCUGGAGAAUAACCUGGGUCAUGUAGAGCAGCUUCUUGGGGAUGGGAGUAGUCCAAGCAUACCACUUCUGCAUGAACUCAGCACCCUUCUGGCUGACAUCAGGGCAGACAUGGAUGAGCUCUGGCAACAGUUGCAGACCACAGAUACACACCUGGAUGGCACUGAGCGGGCAGCCACAGGACAGAGAAGCCAUCUGAAUAAAUUGAGCCAUGAGCUAAGGGAACUUAACCGCACUGUCAGCUACCUCAGCAGCCAGUGGAGAGGGAUGACAAAUGCCAGCUUCAAUGAGUCUUUCCGUAGCAUCCUGGAGUCUUCCCAACAGUCAGAACUGGCCCAGCAGCAAGCAAAGGCCUCCGUUCAAGGGCCACAGAGUCCGGUGGGUCAAGCCAAACAGACACGUCAGGCUACUGUUGAGCUCCUGCGGCGUCGAGGAGAUGCUUUCCGGAAGGGUGCGGCUGCUCACCAAAAAUCGCUGCUUGACAUCCAGGGGAAGGUCAACAGCCUUGACUUGAGUGGGAUCAAUGAGAAAAUCUGCGGUGCUUCCAGAGAGGAGGAGUGUGAACCCUGCGGAGGGGCUUCAUGUCGAGACAGCUCGGGUCAGCGGCAUUGUGGCGGCCUUGGCUGUACUGGAGCACUGCCUGUCUCCAUGAAGGCACUGUACACAGCCCAGAACAUCUCUCAUCGACUGGAGAUCACAGCAAAGGAGCUGGGCACCAUAUCUAGCAAGGUACAAGAAAUCCAGAACCUGGCACAGGAUGCCAGGAGCCAUGCCCAAGACACACUGGGGCAAGCUCAGGGAGCUCAGAGCCGUGUGGAGAAGUCAACAGCUAAGUUGAGGGAAUUCAUCCAGAAAAUAAAGGACUUCCUAGCAGAGGAAGGGGCUGACCCUGAAAGCAUUGAGCUUGUGGCCCAGCAAGUGCUGAACAUCUCCUUGCCCAGCAGCCCCAGUCAGAUCAGCAUCCUGAUUAAAGAAAUACAUGACAGAAUUGGCCAGCUGGAUGGUGUGGACAUCAUCCUGAACAAUACAAUGCACAACCUGACCCGUGCAAGGGAGCUCUUGGCCAAAGCAGAAGAGGCCAAAGAGCGAGCAGAGGGUGUACAGGCAACCAUCUCAGAAACUCGUGCAGCACUAAGCGAUGCGAAGGACCAAGUGAGUGCAGCAGAAAGAGCAAUGAAGAGUGCGAAGGAGGCCAUUCGAAACGUGGAGGGCAGAAUCAGACAGGCCGAGCGCCAGCUCCAAACACUGGUCAGCAAGGAGUCAGAGGUGGAAAGUCGUCUUGGAAAUUUGGCACAAGAUGUGGCUACCUUACAAAAGAAGUCCCAGGCUAAUCAGCAGCUGGCUCUGGAGGCCAAGGGCAAAGCUGAGCGUGCUACUACUGCUGCAGGAAGGCUGGAGAAUGAUGUGGAGAAAGUGAUGCAGAGGUACCAGAAGUUGCAAGAUGAAUUGGGGAAACAGCCCCAGGAUGUACUGCUCAAGCUGCAAACCCUGAGGGAUGAAGCCCAGAAUCUCCUACUCAAGGCCAAUGGCAGCAAGAGAAAGUUGGAAGAGUUGGAAGAGCGCUUUCAGACCAACGAGAAAGAAAUGAAGGACAAAGCAAACACACUGCAGAUACUGGAGAAACAAGUGACAGACUUACUGCAGUUUAUCCGCGAGAAAGCCGCUGCUUAUGCUAUCUGCUAGGGGCAAGGGUUCUGUCACCAGCCUCUUGGGCCUGAUUCCUGCCAGCUCUGGACUCUACCAUGGUAGGGCCCUUCCAUGUGUUUCAUUGACUGCCUCCUGUCAUGGGGGCCUUUGGCUGUAGAUCCAGGGCCUUAAUGUAAACCAGAUUUCAUUUUCAUUUGAUCGUAUCAUGCCACUCUGAACUCACCCAAUCUUGUCUGCUUUCAGAAACUAAUCAAGUUUGGGCUUGGCUGGUACUUGAAUGGGAGAGCAACAAGAAAUACCAGGGAUUCCUUGGUUGGCUAGGCAAAGAAUCCUACCAGAAACCCUGAAAAGCCAUUCCUGCCAGCCAGAGUUGAUAAUACUGGGCUAGUUUGACCAAUGAUCUGAUUCAGUAUAAGGCAGCUUCCUAUGUUAGGCACACCUGGCAUCAGGUCUAUCAGAGUGAAUCUAAUGUUAAAAUCUCAGAGACACACUAUUCUGUUGUGUCUAGUCCAUGUUUUGUUCCAUGACACUGGAGAAAUUAGAUAUGUCUAUCUCUGCAAGUAUGUGCUAGAACAGGAGAUGAAUAUGUCCAUCCAAACUCGGUUCUCAGAAUAGUUCCUAUCUGCACAUUCUUGGCUUCCCCAGGCACUUUUGCUGUGACCAUGGAAAUACCACACUUCCUGAGCUUACCCAGGCUGCAAAAAGACUGUGUGGGUACCAUGGAAACAAAAUUCUGCCUGUUGUUGUUCAUGUCCAGUGCCAGCUUGUGCUUUCAGUUGCAUCUUGUACUUCUAUGCCUUUAAUAACCCCAGGAAAGGAAGUGUUGAGUCCCAGAUUCUUCUUUUUUGGACAGAGGCUCCAUAGCUGCCCUUACUGUUAGUAAAGUGACGAAGACACACCACUUUCCCUUCCACCUUCCCUUCAGCUUUCCCUCCUGCCUCCAACAAUCACUGAAAUACUAAUCUAAACAAAAGCCAUGAUACCAUGACAUUUAGCUUUUCCCCUAAAACCUCCACUGAGAAGAAGUUUCUCCUAUUUCUUUGUAGAUUUGGAGGUUCUGUUUAUCACAUUUCCUGUCUCAUAUCGAUUGCCUAAAUAUACUGAGGCAGAAUAGUGACCAUGAUCCGGGCAAAUAGUUCUUUGUCAGUGUGAUGACACCAAUGGAUGGAAAAUAUAUCUGUCUGUAGCUACUAACCAUGGUAGCUUAGAAAGAAAUAAUGUAUGGGGCAUUAUAUUUUUCACAUUAUAAAAUAAUGGGGUCAAAUAAGGAAAAGAACAAAGGCUAUGCUUUGCUUUGGAAUUUCCCAGUUUUAUCAUUUCUGGCUAUUGCUAGAAACACAGAACUAGGCUAUUUUACAGCAAUGAAAAUACAUGAAACUAAUACAAAUAAAUUCUCCAGUAACUCUGCCUCCAGAACUUUGAGAUAACAUCAACAUCUAUUGAGGCAAUUCCUCAAGCUGCCUAGCCUGAGAGAAAGUCUAGUACAUUUAAUAAAUCUGUGGUUAAAAAUACAUCUAGCUUACGUGACUUUUCUUUAUAGUGAAGUGAGAAUCAACAUUAGAUGUCUCCCUGCUAUUACCAUAAUCACUUAAUCAAGAGAAGAUGCCAAAUGUUGUCUCUGAAUAAAGGGGUAGCGGAGGGAGAAAGAAACCUCACAUAUUUAUUUCCAAGUGUCUAGCAUAAAGAGGGAAACCAUAUGUCUUACAUGUGUUCUUAUGACAGUUUUAGAACUCAGAAGAAAGGGGUAUAAUAUCUUCAGAUCUCCAGCCUUAGGCAGAAACCCAGUUCUUCCCUUGUUUUGCUAACAAUUCUUCUGCUAAACCCCUUUCCCACCAGAACAGUUAUUACAUGCAUACACACCCAGACACACACACACAAUUUACAAGACAAUAAUAAAUUGGGACUGGUACACAUUUAGAUGUUCACCUGUGCAGAUUUCUGUAUCCUGAAAGGAUUACACUAAGUUUUAUUAGGACUCCAGGAGUGUGCUUUGCAUUGUAAUGCAAAUGGAGCAAGAAUCAGGAAUACCUAUACCACAUGGACAUGAUCAGUAAGCCAUUGCCUCAUUCUACUUCUACUAGAACUGUCCUCUUGUAUUAUUAUUAAUUGUUUAUGUAUAAAUUGAAUACAAAUUUGUUUUUCACAGUGUCUUGCUAUUUUUCAAACAUUCACCACCUAUUGUCGUUUCCAGAGAAUUACAAGCAGCAUACUCCUGCAGUGCUCUAUGGGGGCAGAGAGUUCCCCCUUUGCAUGCUGUAUAGGCAAACAUGGCAUAUAUGGAAUGACCUUAAAAGUAACUUGUCUAAUGUGACACAAUGGGAGCAUGACAGAAUUUGGAAAGGUUUUUUUUGGGGGGGGGGGAGGGGGAGGGGGACUGCAAUUCCCCUGACUUGGCUGAGGGAUUCUGGAAGCUAUAGUGUAAAAAAAAGUAACCUUUCUGUGCUCUGCUGCAUGGAAAAUGUGGGAUGUGUGUGACUGCCUGCCAAGUCUGUCUUUGAAGGACUAUGCUCAGGAUCACCCCAGAUACAGAAAGCAGUUUUUAUACUCUAUGGCUCUGUGGUGCUUGGGAAUGAAGGACCCUUUUAAAACGAGUCAGCCUUUCAAAAAAGGAAGGCUUUGGCCACUGUAGGACAUGGGAUCCUCAGUGAGAAAAAGCCUUUUGAACUGGGUGGGGAUGUUUGGCUUCCUGCCCUUCCUGGUUAUAUAGCAUCACAAUAACAACCGGCGUUUGAACAGUUUGAUCGGGUGCGCACUCUCUCUUUCGCUCUCUUGUGUGGCCACAGUGUUCUUCUACCAGUGAAAUGAUGGUUUGAGUUCUCAAAGCAAAGAGUGAAAAUUGGGGAAGGGGGAGCAUGAGAGAGCAACUCAGGUUGUUGCAUGGGGGAAUUCAGAGCAGUGUGUGUUUUUGACGGUCUGCAUGGAAGAGAGCAAGCUAGGAGUUGGAAAGAGACAUUCCAGUCCAGCUCCAGGGCCAGCCCACACUGUGCACAAGAAAAGCUGGAGCACGAUUGCUCUCCAGCCGGAAUGGGAGCCUUUGUCCAUCCAAUGCACACAGAGAAAUACGAUGCUAACCAAUCAAAAUGUCAACAAAAGGCCAUCAUCCAGCCAUCUGAUGUUACACUUAUUUUUCAAACAGGUUUGAAAACAGAUGUUGUUCUAACAUCAAGCACUUGUAUAAAGCUGGUGUGGGGAUGAUCCCUGAGUAAUAGCCAAUUAAGAUCAAAUAGUGGGUUCCAAUGCAAAACACAUUGCCUUUUUAAGAUGACAAGAACUAUUCACACAGUUUUGAAGGAAGCUUACAGUGCUCUAUCUAUAGCAACUGGAACUGUCUCCCCUUCCCCAUAUAAAUACACACAAUGCCUUUGUAUCUUGAUACGGUCAGAUAUUUCAGAGGAAGGACCUGGCAAAACCAACUCUGAGUAUUCCUUGCCUAAGAAAACAUUCUGAAAUGUUUGCUUCAACAACACGAUUGCUGUGAGAUAACAGGAUGGUGUGAUAAACAGUUUAUUAUUUAUUAUUAUUAUUUAAGAAUCUAGCCAUUCCUCCCAUCUUCCUGAACAAACACCAUUCUCAAAACUAGCCUUCGUUCACAAACACAAAAUCUAAAUUAAAAACUAUUUGAUGUUUAAUAAGGACUGUACAAACAUGCUAUGUAAAAUCAGUUUGUAAAACCAACACCUCAAAUUUGGAGAUGAUAGGUGGGGAAUAUUUAACCUGCAAUGUUAAAUAUGAUCAGAUUACAAUAUUACAUUUAAUGUAUGGUGCCAGCGCAUUUAUUGAUUGUUGAUGUUUUUGAAUUGCUUUGUUAAUUAAUAUGCUUAGAGAAGCCAAGAAGCAUGGAAGAGGCAUGGAGUCCAGUAGGUGGAAUUUGGUGGAUGGGUUUUAUGACCAUUCUUCUGUUCUAGAAUAAGAUAUAAGAAAAAUGUAUGUCAUACAAUAUGGUGUCUCAAAUUCAUUUUUGCCAAACCCAGAAUUAAAGGUUUUA